AUGAAAUGCCCUCGUCAAGCUCAUUGGGAUGCAGCUAUACGUGUUGUACGUUAUCUCAAAGGCUCCCUGGUCAAGGAAAUCUCCUCUCUUCCACUUGUGAUCUUCAGGUCACUGCCUACUGCGACUCAAUUGGCAAUCAUGUCCUUUCACUCGACGCUCCCUCAGCAGUUACGUUAUCUUACUUGGCGAUCGAUCUCUUGGAAAACAAAGAAGCAAGAUUGUGUAGCACGUUCGUCUACAGUAGCCGAAUAUCGGGCCAUGGCAUUUGCGACUCAAGAAAUCUUAUGGAUCAAGGAACUUCUCCAGUCCAUUGGGAUCCCACAUAAGUCUCCAAUGAAGCUUGUCUGCGACAGCAAGUCCGCUCUUCAUAUCGCAGCAAAUCUAGUCUUUCACGAACGCACUUAA
Messenger RNA from Microthlaspi erraticum, 405 nucleotides. NCBI's taxonomy places the organism in Eukaryota, Viridiplantae, Streptophyta, Magnoliopsida, Brassicales, Brassicaceae. The record is from the annotation of a GenBank genome assembly.